Tinamus guttatus (white-throated tinamou) is the source of this 2069-nucleotide messenger RNA. NCBI's taxonomy places the organism in Eukaryota, Metazoa, Chordata, Aves, Tinamiformes, Tinamidae. The record is from RefSeq and is a predicted model, not a curated record.
AGUAUGAAUCCCCCUCUUCCACCACCACCUCCUCUCCUGUCUGCUGCCAACGUUGCGUCCGCCGGUUCUGGGCCUCCGUCUGCAGGUGUAGCACAAAGACCUGCAUCAGGAUCAGCUGAGCAAAUGGCACAUUUACGACCACAAAGUCGACCGAGUGUAUACAUUGCUAUAUAUCCGUACACUCCUCGGAAAGAUGAUGAACUGGAACUGCGGAAGGGAGAAAUGUUCCUGGUGUUUGAACGCUGUCAAGAUGGCUGGUUCAAAGGAACUUCCAUGCAUACAAGCAAGAUUGGUGUUUUUCCUGGCAAUUACGUGGCUCCAGUUACGAGGACAGUGACAAGUGCGUCCCAAACAAAAGUUCCCAUGUCUACUGCUGCCCAAGCAGGACGAGUGGUAACGAUGGUCAGCCCUUCCACAGCUAGUGGGACGUCUCAGAAGCUCCAGGGGAAUGGUGUGGCGGUGAACUCGAGCUCAGUACCCACAGCUGUGGUUUCUGCAGCACAUAUCCAAACCAGUCCUCAAGCCAAGGUCCUCGUGCACAUGACAGGACAAAUGACGGUCAACCAGGCUCGCAAUGCAGUUAGAACAGUUGCUGCGCACAGUCAGGAAAGACCCACGGCCGCCGUGACGCCCAUCCAGGCACAGAGUUCCGCGUGCCUUAUCCCUGCCGCCGUGAUCAUUCCCCACCACCCCGUGGCUUCCCAGCAGCUCCCGCCUCAGCACGCGAGCGCCGCGGCCUACGUGGCCGCCGUCAACGCGAACCGCUCGGCCGUCCCGCUGGCCUGUGCCGCGGCUUCCCUGGGCUCUCCCGGCGCCACCGCUCCUUGUGUGGAGGGAGAUGUCACCGGGAGAAGCGGGAACGCUCAUCCCGGAGCUCCCGCGUCCCCGGAUACUGCUUUGGGAGCCGGUGGAAAUGCUGCUGUUGCUAAACCAGACAAGGACAGCAAGAAAGAAAAGAAGGGUUUGCUGAAACUGCUUUCGGGGGCAUCCACUAAGCGCAAGCCCCGAGUGUCUCCUCCAGCCUCCCCGACCCUGGAGUCUGAGCAAGCGGCGGCAGAGCUGGCCCUGCAAGGUGCAGUGGGGCCAGAGCUUCCUUCAGCAGGUGGCCACAGCAAAGCUGGACCCUGUCCCCCCGAUGGUGAGGCCUCUGCACUGGCGCAGGAGACGCUGCAUCGGAAAACGAGUUCCCUGGAUUCCAAUAUUCCGAUAGCGCCGCCUCCUCGGCAGCCUUGCUCGUCCCUGGGUCCAGUCCUGAAUGAAUCCAGGCCUGUUGUCUGUGAAAGGUACAGGGUCGUGGUGUCCUAUCCUCCACAGAGUGAAGCAGAACUUGAACUCAAGGAAGGUGACAUUGUGUUUGUACACAAAAAACGUGAGGAUGGCUGGUUCAAAGGCACACUGCAACGGAAUGGAAAAACUGGCCUUUUCCCUGGCAGCUUUGUAGAAAACAUUUGAGAAGAUUCAUUCCAAGACCUGCAAAUCAUACUGUACUGUAAGAUAGCACAGGUAUUCUACCAGAAAAAGCACAGUCAUGAAAUCCUUUCAAAUGACUGUAAGAACAAAAUUAUACAUAUUCCUACAUUGUCUAUAGCACAAUUACACCAGCGAACAAAGAAGAUGAAGGCACCUGCUGGUUUUAUCACUUUGGAUUCCUAAGUGUGAUGUGUGCCUUGUACUGUCUGAUUUAUUAUAUAGAGGAACUUUUUUUUUUCCAAGUAUGUUACAUAAAUGAACAAUUGUUUACAAGGCUGUAACUAAUUUAUUCUUGUUUUUUUAAAAAAAAAAACUUGAAUUUUGUGUAAUGGCUACAAUUCUUGUGAUUAUGAUUUUAGCAAAUUAUUAAUUUAUGAAAGAAUAGCUAAGGGGAAGCUGGGUUCUCUCCUUUUAAGCAAGCAAUUAUAUCUGAUAAAGAGCCUCCCACUUACCCUCUAGACAUUCUUCCCCUGCUGUGUCUGAUCAGUGGAGUAAGUCUCUGUUUCAUGAGUUAAUGUUGAGUGGUGGUGAUGUGGCGUUGAAUAGAAUUUGCCAUGUGGAGAAAAAAAAUGUGUAUUUUGUUCUUAGGACAGAGGAGA